Drosophila obscura is the source of this 3573-nucleotide messenger RNA. RefSeq names its product fez family zinc finger protein erm. The transcript is spliced from 2 exons. The record is from RefSeq and is a predicted model, not a curated record. Gene Ontology annotation, cellular component: nucleus. Bases 867 to 2825 code for a protein of 652 amino acids. NCBI's taxonomy places the organism in Eukaryota, Metazoa, Arthropoda, Insecta, Diptera, Drosophilidae.
GAGAGAGAGAGCGCGCGCAUCAAAUCGCGUUAUGUGCUUUUUAUUGCUUUGACUUUGCCGUCGGCAGGACGACACCACACCAACACCAAACGAGAGGAGAGAGUGGGCGAGCGAGACAGAGACAGAAUCAGAGUCAGAGCUAGAGCGAGGACAAGAGAGCAGGCGCGCUCUUGUUGGAUAAAAUUACCGUUGGCCGUUUGUCGUCUGCCGUUUGUCGUUUGCCGUUAUCGUGCUUAGCGUCGCCAUAUUUGACUCUGGCACGCGGGCCACAGGACUCGUCCGUCAUACAUCCUGCCGUCUCCCACAUCACUCUCUCUGGCUGUUGCUGUUGCUGCUGAUGCUUUUUGUUUUCGCCUUAAUUUACUUUGAAUUCAUAAAUCAAAUAUUUGCAUUACGAAAUUGACGUCUUGAACGCGCGGUCGCAAAAAGUAUAUUCUCGCUGCUGGCUGGCUGCAGCACUACCAUUACCAGCUCCUUGAAGGACUCCUCCUCCGUGCACGGAAGCGAGCGUCUCUGUGUGGCAGUAGUGUGAGCGAGCGUCUCACAAACACACACACCCACAGUGUGGCACAGUGUGUUCGAGUGUGGGAGAUAAUCCCUAAAACAAACAAGAAUCUGACCUGUAGCCGAUACGCUGGCUGGGUGAUACGUAGAGCAACGUUGCCCCUAAAAAACAGACUCUUUGAAGUGCCAAAGAAAUUCUCAAAUCCCAUUUCAAUAUUAACACAAGCUCAAGACAUCAAAAAAGGGAUAUUAAUUGCUUCGGGUAAACAUUUCGAGGAGCAUCAGCAUCUGGCAAAUAAAACGAACAUCUUUCCGUCCGCCGAUUGGCGAAAGUUCAUCCUUGUUCUGAGAGUCCGCGUGGCAUGCAACCGUGUAGUCCAGCGGGUGUUAUUGCAAUGAUGCCGCCAUCGAAGAGUCCCGUCAUGGAGAGCGCCGCCUCGGAACAAUCCACCGCCGGCGGUGGCAGCCACAGCCACAGCAACAGCAACAGCAACACAAAUAAUGGCAGCAGCAGCAGCGAGGCCAAGCGAUCGUGUCCGCUGAAGUUCUCCAUUGCCAAGAUCAUGGAGCCCGAUCACAAGCCACACCAAGCGGUGGCUGUGCCACCAUCCAUGCAGCCAUCCAUGCAGCCGUCAUCCAUCCAGGUCGAUGAGGAGGAGGAGGAUGCCGACAUUGAUGCCGAUUCGGAGCGAUCCUGCAGCCCCAUUGAGGUGAUCAGCCUGGAGCAGACACCGCACGCGGCGGCGGCAGCUGCCAUCAACUAUGACUCCGCCUUCAAGAAGUACGUGCCCGGCUCGGCGGGCGCCAUCUCCUCCUCGGUAUCGCCCUCCGCCUCGGCGGUGCAGCAGUUCGUCAGCUCCCGCCACCAGGAGCUGCUCUCCCAGUAUCCCCUGCUCUACUACGCCCCCAAUCAGCUGAUGUGCGCCGCUGCAGCGGCCCAGUACGCGGCCCUCACGGCCCAGCAGCAGACGCUGGCCAGUGCCGCUCACCUGAGCAGCUUCACCGCCUCCCUGAACGCCAGCCUGCAUCACUCGCAGUCGCUGCGCCGCAAUCUGGGGCAUCCACUGGCCGCAGCGGCGGCUGUGGCCGCAGCAGCCCAGUCCCAGCAGGUGCCCACGAUGCAGCAGACCCUGGAGAAGUCCCCGGUGGGGCACAGAACGCCCCAUGCCAGCGGCUUGGCUGCACCCUCCCUGAAGAGGAAGCGCUCCCAGCCCGAGCAGGGCGAGACAACGCCACCACCAGCAGCAGCAGCAGCCGCAGGAGCAACCACACCCACGGCAGGAACCUCCUCCAGUGCAGGUGCACGCUCCAGAUCCGCCUCCCCACACGGCUCCAUCGAGGACAGCAGUCCGGGAUCGGCGAAUGGCGGCAAGCCGAAGACCUUCUCCUGCUUGGAGUGCGGCAAGGUGUUCAACGCCCACUACAAUCUGACGCGGCACAUGCCCGUGCACACGGGGGCACGCCCCUUUGUGUGCAAGGUGUGCGGCAAGGGAUUCCGGCAGGCGUCCACGCUGUGCCGCCACAAGAUCAUACACACGUCGGAGAAGCCGCACAAGUGCCAGACGUGCGGCAAGGCCUUCAAUCGCUCCUCCACGCUGAACACCCACGCGAGGAUCCACGCGGGCUACAAGCCCUUCGUGUGCGAGUACUGCGGCAAGGGGUUCCACCAGAAGGGCAACUACAAGAACCACAAGCUCACGCACAGCGGCGAGAAGGCGUACAAGUGCAGCAUCUGCAACAAGGCCUUCCACCAGAUCUACAACCUCACCUUCCACAUGCACACGCACAACGACAAGAAGCCCUACACGUGCCGCGUCUGCGCCAAGGGCUUCUGCCGCAACUUUGACCUGAAGAAGCACAUGCGCAAGCUGCACGAGAUCGGCGGGGAUCUGCUGGACGAUGAUCUGCCGCCGGCGUACGAGCGCCGCCGGGAGUACACACGCCGCGAGCCGCUCUCCAGCUACAGUCAGGCCAGUCAGCUGACGCCGGACUCCUCCGAGGGCAGCAUGUCGCCGCCCAUCAAUGUGACAACUCCACCGCUGUCCAGCGGAGAGACGAGCAAUCCCGCCUGGCCACGCUCCCAGUACCAGUCGCCAGUUGCGGGCUUCCAUCCGCUGGCCGUGCCGCCCUCCAGUUUGCAUGGCGAUUAUUCCGGGGGAUCGGCCUUUCUGCAGCUCGCACAUCCCGCAGCCCAGCAACAGCAGCACCAGCACCAGCAGCCGCCACAUCCACAGCACCAGCAGCAGCAGCAGCAGCAUCAGCAGCAAAGGCUGUCGGCCGCCGCACUGGAGAAUGUGCCCUUCAUAGCGAAAGUAUUCUGACAGCGAUACUAUGCGGACAGUCUGAAUUCGGCCUCAGCCACGGCUUCGAGCUGCACGAGCAGCUCCACGGCCACCACGAGUACGGCCACAUCGGCCACGUCGACGGCCAGGAGCGAUUUGCUCAUCGAUUGACUGCAGUUUGUGGCAGCGGCAGCGGCAGCCGCCACAGCAACAAACGCUGCAAGCACCACCACCCAGGAAGCAGGCGAAUCUACGCCCGGGGCUACGACAUCCCCCGGGCUAAGCUGCACGGCACUGAGCAGCGCUGUACAAGCCCUGAACGGACUCUUCUAGGAUGCAGAUCCAGAUCCAGACCCACCAGAGCGCCCCCCAAAAAGAACACAGCCAACGAAUGGUUUCAACUUGUGCAAUACUUGUCCCCCAAUCCCCCACUGUACCGCUCAGCACGCCCUCUAUGAUAACUUCUUCAUAUGUGUCCAAGUGUCUGUGUGUCUGUGUGCGUGAUUCUUAGUGUAUAUAGAGCCAUAUAUGUAUAGCCAUAUAAGAAUUGUUCCCCUUAAUACGAGAUAGAUGUUGCAUUCCCCUUAGAUUUACUCACCUUACACCUAAGCAUCGCUCUCUCUUAAUGUGUAGAUAUAUACAUAUAUAUAUAUAUACGAUUUAGAUAGUUCUGAAUGUCUCCCACUACCACUACCAAACACCACCCCACCACGCACUGAGUUCUGUGUAGAUCGGCUACACAGAUCCUCUGGAGUGCGCCAAUUGAUAGAUGUAGGAAAUGUUUUCG